CAUUGUUCCAACCCAAACCCACACCAGCGUGCAAAGACCUGAGAGCAACCUGCGAGGCGCCAGGAGUUGCGCACGUGGGCUGGUGAUCCAGAGCUCCGGAUUUCUCCGCUUGGCCGGGGCGCGGCGUUGAGGCGACUCCGUCCGUCUUCCUCACCCGAAAGAAGCUCUUGCAUUGUUUUCCGUCUCCAUCCAUCGCACCCUCAUCUCCAUUAGUCGUCGCCCGACCCAAUACCGCCAUCAUGUCCGUCCCUGCCUUCAGCGAUGUCUCCAAGGCGUCCAACGACCUCCUGAACAAGGACUUCUACCACGCCGCCGCCGCUGUCCUUGAGGUCAAGCUCAAGUCCCCCAACGGUGUCGCCGUCACCACCAAGGGCACUUCUGCUCACGAUGGUCCCAUUGCUGGCUCUGUCGAGGGCAAGAAGGCUCUGUCUAACGGCAUCACCGUUACCGAGUCUUGGAACACCUCCAACGUCCUCUCGACCAAGGUCGAGCUCGACAACGUCCUCGCCAAGGGCCUGAAGGCUGAGGCCCUCAGCGUCUUCGCUCCUUCCUCCGGCAACAAGGGCCAGAAGCUCAACCUGACCUUCAAGCAGCCCAUGUUCCAGACCCGCGCCUUCUUCGACUACUCCGCGGCUGGCAACCUCAGCGCCAUCGUUGACGGUGUCGUUGGCCACGAGGGCUUCCUCGUUGGUGGUGAGGCUGGCUACGACGUCCAGAAGGCUGCCAUCACGCGCUACUCUGCCGCCGUUGGCUACCAGACCCCUCUCUACAGCGCCGCCAUCACCGCUACUAACAACCUCAACGUUUUCACCGCCUCUUACUACCAGAAGGUCAACGCUGCCGUCGAGACUGCCGCUAAGGCUUCCUGGGACGCCAAGGCUGGCUCCGCCGUCGGUAUUGAGCUUGCCAGCAAGUACAAGCUCGACCCUCUGUCCUUCGCUAAGGCCAAGAUCAACGACCGCGGCAUUGCUUCCCUUGCCUACAACACCAAGAUCAACCAGGGCUUCACCUUCGGUAUCGGCGCUUCGCUCGACACCCAGAAGCUCAACGAGGCCGGCCACAAGAUCGGUGCCUCCUUCACCUUCGAGGGUUAAAUUAUCCAAUAUUGGACGCUUGACAGAGGAUUGGCGACAUAGAUGCGCGGACCGGCUUGCUGAUGCUGUAGCUUUAGCUUCCCAUUUUCUUCACGAGGAGUUGAUGCUAAAUGACUACAUUGCGAUGUAUUCUCGUUUGUGCCGCUUUAUCUUCGCGUGUAAUUUGAUCCAUGUACUAUCAUGUAUCACCACAUACAUAAAAACAGAACUAGAAUGCAAAACGUCACAUCAAACCCUGCCUAUAACUUUUCGGCCGGUCGGUUCUUCCGAUAACUGCCCCCUGGCCCCCUCUGCUCUUUGACGAGCUCGUCCAGCCCUGCACCCUCUGCCACACGCAGUAGGUAUCCCCAGAGCACAGGCGCGCUGUACCCCGCAUUUACCCCGUACUCGGCGGCUAGGUUAUCGUAGGCCGAGAUGAGAGCGCGCAAAGGCGGAAUCUGGCCGUUGGUGG
Aplosporella prunicola CBS 121167 is the source of this 1545-nucleotide messenger RNA. RefSeq lists its product as uncharacterized. Gene Ontology annotation, biological process: monoatomic anion transmembrane transport. The transcript has 7 exons. Bases 240 to 1094 code for a protein of 284 amino acids. Gene Ontology annotation, molecular function: voltage-gated monoatomic anion channel activity. Lineage: Eukaryota; Fungi; Ascomycota; Dothideomycetes; Botryosphaeriales; Aplosporellaceae. The record is from RefSeq and is a predicted model, not a curated record. Gene Ontology annotation, cellular component: mitochondrial outer membrane.